GCGCUUGGACCAUCACUUGGGCUAAUGCCUAAUGAAAAGAUCGUGUUGCUGGGCUUCCCUUUCAGAUGUGGGCCGGUCUAUAAGUCUUGUAGCAGAAACCUUAAACCCUCUCUGGCUUCUACUUACCUCUGUCAUCUGCUGCACAGCAGAAACCCAUAGCGAUUCUGGGAGUGGCUUCGCUCGACAAUCGAUUGCGAUCCUGUGGUAGCUCCGGCCAGUCGUGGAAUCGGGUUAUCCUUCGUUCUUGGGAGUGACAAGCUCAAGUUCUUCCGAUCGAAAAAUGCCAUUGGGUCUGAUAAUGGGGAUUGCAAGGGCAAUGAGGAGGAAGCGGCCGUCGUCGCUUGACAUUCUGUCCUCCAAACGGGCUCCGCGCAAUUACUACAAGGGCAAGAACUGCAAGCCUACUGGUUUCCAUACCCGUAAAGGUGUGGUUAUGUCAUCGUGCCGGAGAAGUUACCCAACUACGUAGUCCCUGAUUUAACUAACUUCAUGCUCAAACCAUAUGUAUCUCAGUGCCCAAUAGAAGUAAAACCAACAGAAGCUUGAUACCCAGCCAAAUAAAGGAGCUUGGCGAGCGAGAGGAGCUGAACAUCUUUCACUCAAGAUCUUUCAAUCGCCACAAGUUUGAUUUUUGAAUCAGUUUGCAGGGAGCAUAACAGUAAAGUUUGUGAUUCUCUUAGAAUGGUGAAAAUGAAAAUCAGUGCUUCUUUUCCUAUUAGUAUCCCUGGGCCAUGACUUUGUGUUAGUGCAUGAUGUUUACCUGGAAUAUCUUUGAUGUAGCCUUAAUUUAGACAAAGAUUCUUUUUUACUUGGUUGAAUGUUGAGAGUGCCCUGUCUCGUUAAACAUAUGUUUGUUUGGGGGACCUUGUAUGUUCGGAAUGCUACAGUCGCCUAUCUAUCGAAUUUCGUAUCA
This is a messenger RNA of Linum tenue, 913 nucleotides long. The record is from the annotation of a GenBank genome assembly. NCBI's taxonomy places the organism in Eukaryota, Viridiplantae, Streptophyta, Magnoliopsida, Malpighiales, Linaceae.